CUCUGGCCCCUCCGCACCGCUGCGGGUGGCGUGACUGGGGCCCCCCCCCAACGUCCCCGUCCCCCUUCCCGGUGGCAGCGGCGGAGAAGGAGAAGGAGGAUGUCGAUGCCGGUGCCGCCGCUGCGGCGGCUCCACCAGGUCCCGCGGCACCUCCUGGUCUGUGAGAAGGGCCACCUGCGGCACCCGCGCUCGCGGCACGCGGCGCACGUGCGGGACCACGCCUACAGCUGCCGCGUGUCUCUUUUGAUCCCUGAAUGUGGCAUACUGCCUGAAGUGCUGAAAAGUACCAUUGCGGAUGUUGGAGAGUACUACGUGGUGAGGAAUUUAUCGGUUCAUGAAUUGGUCGCUCAUGAAUUCAUCGAUGCUUUUGUAAAGAAAGGUUCAUGCUACGCACUUACCUAUAACACAAAAAUUGAUCAAGAUAAUACUGCAGCUCUGCUACCAAAUGGGAAACUAAUUCUGUCAGUGGAUAAGGAUACUUAUGAGGAACUUGGACUGCAAGGUCACCCAUCUCGGUAUUCUGGCAAAAAAGUAAUGAGAUAUAUUAUAACUAUUGACUUGGCUGAUUCUGGCUUUCACCCUGAUAGCAAGAAACAUAAAAGAGUGCUUUGGGCCUUGAAAGAAAAGAAACCUUUAAAAUUUGACUUCCUACUGGCUUGGUAUAAUACAGGUGCAGAGGGAUCAACACUGAUGUCAUACUUUUCAAAGAACCAAAUAAAGGCUCUGAAGCCAAAGAUAACAAUCAGCACAUUAAGGGACUUGCAGUGUCCAGUGUUACAAAGUAAUGAACUACAUGGAAAGCCAGAGGAGUCCUGCAGUACAGAGGAACUGUUUGAAUGGCUCGGUGCUGUCUGGAAUCAAGUUAGCUUAGACAACAAAUCAUCUAGCUUCUUAUCAACCUAUUGCUGUCCUCAGCCCAACACAGUGGUGGAAAAAGCUUUUUUGUGCACAAUCACAGGUUUUAUAAUUCCUGAGAAGAUAAUUCAGUUAUUGGAGCAGCUAUGUUGCUAUUUUGGUGAACCAAAACUGGCAUAUUGGCUGACCUUAACUGUGCAUGGCUUUGCAGACAGCCCUGUUUCCUGGAGAGAAAGUGAACACGGUUUCCACAAGGGAGGAGAGAACUUGUACAACUUUGUAAUUUUCAGAAAUCUGGACUAUUGGCUUCAGAUGGCUGUAGGAACUAAUGAUGAUUGUCCUCCAUAAAGCUAUGUCUACAGAAGAAAUUUUCUAAUAAUCCCAUGUUACUGUAUAGAAAUGUAAUAAGAUGAUUUUUAUAAAACUAACUAGGUAACAGGUUCUAAGAGGCUGUAUAUGUUUUUUCCAUUAUUUAUAGCUCUUAAAGGAUGACCUACAAUGGAAGGAAUGGAUUUUUGUUUCUUCACUGUCAUACAGUGCAUUCUGAAAGACUUCACAAUUCUAGCUUUAAGAAAAAGAUAUAUUUUGGAGAGUUUAAGUUCUCAGGAAUUGACUGUAAGUGGUUUCCCUUUAUCCAGAAGUUAUUUUGGAAUUUGAAAGUUAGCUUUACAGAUUGCUAGCUAAAAUAUUUGGGGGGAAAUCCCAUUUUGGGAUUCAGUGUUUUCUUUCUUUGUAUUAAAGAUCUAUAAAACCUUCAAA
Molecule: messenger RNA, 1614 nt
Organism: Calidris pugnax (ruff)
Lineage: Eukaryota; Metazoa; Chordata; Aves; Charadriiformes; Scolopacidae
Gene: RPP40
Product: ribonuclease P/MRP 40kDa subunit
Exons: 8
Coding region: 100-1203 (367 amino acids)
Biological process (GO): tRNA 5'-leader removal; tRNA 3'-end processing; endonucleolytic cleavage in ITS1 to separate SSU-rRNA from 5.8S rRNA and LSU-rRNA from tricistronic rRNA transcript (SSU-rRNA, 5.8S rRNA, LSU-rRNA)
Cellular component (GO): ribonuclease MRP complex; multimeric ribonuclease P complex
Molecular function (GO): ribonuclease MRP activity; ribonuclease P activity
Source: RefSeq, a predicted model, not a curated record